AUGGAGCACCUCUGGGGGCUCUUCCUUGGGGUGGGAGGCAUCUUAGCUACUGCUUUUGGCUUGCUGCUCUCUUGGGCAGUUUAUUAUGACUUCUCCAGGAGCCACAUUCCCCCUGAAUUUCAGCAUCCAUGGAAGCUUCGGCUGUUUCACUGGGGCAUCAUUAUGACAAUGACGGUGGGGGAGAUCUGUGAACAUCUGGGCCUUUGCAGUCAGGUUCUGGUUGUCCGUUUUUUCCUACAACUCAAGAGCACAAGGUUGGAUCCCAGCCUCUUCUCGAAAGAUCUACAUUUCGAUGGGGUGCCUGUUCGGGUUUACUACCCUAAAGCACCAUCUGCUGGCCUCAGGAGAGGAUUUGUCUUCUACCAUGGAGGAGCUGGCCUGGCUGGAAGCAUUGAUUUCUAUCAAGAUGUUUCCAACAAAAUUGCCAAGGAUGGUGAUUUAGUGCUCGUGUCUGUUGGCUAUCACCUCUCUCCUGAGUAUACUUAUCCCACCCAGUACCAAGAAUGCCUCACUGCAACGGUGCACUUCCUGCAAAACGCAAAAGCCUACGGGGUGGAUCCUUCACAGAUUGUCAUCGGUGGGGACAGCUGUGGAGGCAGUUUUGCUACUGUUGUCGCUCAGAAGCUUGUGGGGAGACCUGACCUCCCUAAGCUCCGGGCUCAGGUGCUGCUCUAUCCCGCCUGUCAGGCUAUGGACUUAAACUUGCCUUCCUAUCAGCAGAACUCAACUAUUCCUCUCUUGUACCGACACAGCGUUGCCUAUUUGGGAUUGAAGUAUAUCCGGAAGGGCACUUCGCUGUGUGAUGACGUCUUGAAAGGCUCCCAUGUGCCCGAUGAGAUGAGGCUGAAAUAUGGGAAGUGGGUCAGUGCGGACAAUAUUCCGGAAAGGUUUAAGCUGCGUGGCUACCAACAAGUACCCCUCGCCCCUUAUAAGCCUGAAGUGUACCAGCAGCUUACAGAGUUAUUGGAAGUCACAUUUUCCUCACUUUUCGCUGAAGACUCUGUGAUCCGGAAGCUGCCAGAGACAUUAAUUGUGAGCUGCGAAUACGACGUCUUGCGGGACGACUCCCUCCUGUACAAGAAGCGUCUGGAGGACAACGGUGUGCGACUCAGUUGGUUCCACGCCGAAAAUGGUUUUCACGGAGUGCUGAACACUUGUGAUGCUGGCCUGUUAACAUUCCCCACUGCAAUAGAAAUACUGGACAAAGUUGUAGACUUUGUCAAAAGUUUGUGA
Molecule: messenger RNA, 1233 nt
Organism: Hemicordylus capensis (graceful crag lizard)
Lineage: Eukaryota; Metazoa; Chordata; Lepidosauria; Squamata; Cordylidae
Product: arylacetamide deacetylase-like 3
Exons: 4
Coding region: 1-1233 (410 amino acids)
Cellular component (GO): membrane
Molecular function (GO): carboxylic ester hydrolase activity
Source: RefSeq, a predicted model, not a curated record